GGAAGAUGUUCCUGAGUUGUAUCCCGCGAUGCCCAAGCCCAGCCCCCAAGAAACCCUGCGGUGGGUGCCUCGCCCAGUGGUGGGGACGCUGGGCCAGCCCUCACCCCCGACGCUCCUGGUGCUUCCAACAGAAAACGGCCAUGGGCCAGGACAGGUCAGCCUCGCGCCUGGCAAUGCACAGAAGGCUGCGGAUCGCCAGCAGGCAGGACGUGUGUCAGGCCCCUUUCACUGAUGACCUGUGUGUGGUGGGGGAGUGGUCAAACGAGCCCACAGCUCCGAAGCCCCCGUACCGGGCGUUCCCCGGCACACAGAAACCACUGGACGUCCCCCUCAGUCACACACUGUUGGUCAGAGCCCAGAUAGAGCCCAGGGGCUCCGCAAAUGCCCAUCUCACAGCGGAGGAAGUAGGGCCCGUUGACUUCGCCUGUGUCAGUCGUGACCCAGGGUCAGGGCCGGGCCUGGCACCUGACCUCACGGCUGGGGCGGCACAGAGCCCUGAUCUCCCAACAACACCCCCGCUGGAGCAGUGCUGGUCCUCCAUCGAUCAGCGCCACCACAAGGAUGCGCGGGGGACAGCUGUGUCCCCGGGGGCCGAGCAGGGCUCAGGGGAGGCCCUGAGAGAAGAGGCUCUGGGGAUGGAGGGUCUGGAGCCAGGACUGUACGCAGCAGCUGAAGCCGAGGACGCUGCAGGGGCACCAGACGCAGCACUGGCCCCGGCCUCAGCCCCAGCUCCGCAAGUCCCUUCUGCUGCAGCCCCAGUGCCACACCUGGCCUUCCCCGCCCCCGUCGUCCUGUAUUUCUCUUUACUCCUCCCCACUCUCUUCCUUUUCUCCACCUUAUUGUCCCUGAACCUCAAUAAAAUGUAAGUUGUUA
Molecule: messenger RNA, 873 nt
Organism: Oryctolagus cuniculus (rabbit)
Lineage: Eukaryota; Metazoa; Chordata; Mammalia; Lagomorpha; Leporidae
Source: RefSeq, a predicted model, not a curated record